GCUUCCGGGCUCGGCGCGCGCCUUCCUGCGGCUAAGAUGGCGGCCGAGCAUCCCGAGGCUCCGAAGGGGGAGCUGCAGCUGCCGCCGCCGCCGCCCCCCGGACACUAUGGCGCCUGGGCUGCCCAGGAGCUUCAGGCUAAGUUGGUAGAGAUCGGGGCGCCGAUCCAAGCAGGGAGUCGCGAGGAGCUGGUGGAGCGGCUGCAGACCUACACCCGCCAGACGGGCAUCGUGCUGAAUCGGCCGGUGCUGAGAGGCGACGAUGGGGACAAAGCGGCGCCCCCGCCCAUGUCGGCGCAGCUCUCGGGAAUCCCCAUGCCGCCCCCGCCAAUGGGGCUGCCCCCUCUGCAGCCGCCACCCCCGCCACCCCCGCCGCCCCCCGGCCUCGGCCUUGGCUUUCCCAUGGCAGUUGGACCUCGCCCGCCAAACCUGGGUCCACCGCCGCCUCUCCGGGUGGGCGAGCCGGUGGCGCUGACCGAGGAGGAGCGGCUGAAGCUGGCCCAGCAGCAGGCGGCGUUGCUGAUGCAGCAGGAGGAGCGAGCGAAGCAGGCCGCCGUGCUACUGGAACAGGAGCGGCAGCAGGAGAUCGCCAAGAUGGGCACCCCAGUUCCUCGAGCCCCACAAGACCUGGGCCAGAUUGGGGUCCGCACCCCGCUGGGUCCUCGAGUCGCUGCCCCAGUGGUCCCCACGCCCACGGUGUUGCCCAUGGGGGCCCCUGUUCCUCGGCCUCGUGGACCCCCGCCGCCCCCCGGGGAUGAGAACAGAGAGAUGGACGACCCCUCUGUGGGCCCCAAGAUCCCACAGGCUUUGGAGAAGAUCCUGCAGCUGAAGGAGAGCCGCCAGGAGGAGAUGAACUCCCAGCAGGAGGAAGAGGAAAUGGAGACGGACGCGCGCUCGUCCCUGGGCCCAUCGGCCUCGGAGCCUGAGGAGGACACCGUGUCCGUGUCCAGGAAAGAGAAAAACCGGAAGCGUCGCAACCGCAAGAAGAAGAAGAAGCCGCAGCGGGUGCGGGGGGCAUCCUCCGAGAGCUCGGGGGAGCGCGAGAAAGAGUCCCGGGCCCGGGGCUCUGAGUCCCCCGCCGCCGCCGACGUGGAGAUCGAGUACGUGACGGAGGAGCCAGAGAUUUACGAGCCCAACUUCAUCUUCUUCAAAAGGAUCUUUGAGGCUUUCAAGCUCACCGACGAUGUGAAGAAGGAGAAGGAGAAGGAGCCGGAGAAGAUGGACAAACUGGAGAACUCCACCGUCCCCAAGAAGAAGGGCUUUGAGGAGGAGCCCAGGGACAGCGACGAUGACAGCAGUGACGACGAGCAGAAGAAGCCGGAAGCUGCCAAGCUGUCCAAGAAGAAGUUGCGCCGGAUGAACCGCUUCACGGUGGCCGAGCUCAAGCAGCUGGUGGCCCGGCCCGAUGUCGUGGAGAUGCAUGACGUCACAGCCCAGGACCCCAAGCUCUUGGUCCACCUCAAGGCCACGCGGAAUUCCGUGCCGGUGCCACGCCACUGGUGUUUCAAGCGCAAGUACCUGCAGGGCAAGCGCGGCAUCGAGAAGCCGCCCUUCGAGCUGCCCGACUUCAUCAAGCGCACGGGCAUCCAGGAGAUGCGGGAGGCCCUGCAGGAGAAGGAGGAGCAGAAGACCAUGAAGUCGAAGAUGCGGGAGAAGGUCCGGCCCAAGAUGGGCAAGAUCGACAUCGACUACCAGAAGCUGCACGACGCUUUCUUCAAGUGGCAGACCAAGCCCAAGCUCACCAUCCACGGGGACCUGUACUACGAGGGGAAGGAGUUUGAAACACGGCUGAAGGAGAAGAAGCCCGGAGACCUGUCGGAUGAGCUGCGGAUCUCCUUGGGGAUGCCCGUGGGGCCGAAUGCCCACAAGGUCCCGCCCCCGUGGCUGAUCGCCAUGCAGAGAUACGGGCCACCCCCCUCGUACCCCAACCUGAAAAUCCCGGGGCUGAACUCGCCCAUCCCUGAGAGCUGCUCCUUCGGGUACCACGCUGGAGGCUGGGGAAAACCCCCGGUCGAUGAGACGGGGAAGCCGCUCUACGGGGACGUGUUCGGGACCAACGCUGCCGAGUUUCAGACCAAGACUGAGGAGGAAGAGAUCGAUCGGACCCCUUGGGGGGAGCUGGAGCCGUCGGAUGAGGAGUCUUCGGAGGAAGAGGAAGAGGAGGAGAGCGACGAAGACAAGCCGGACGAGACGGGCUUCAUCACCCCCGCGGACAGUGGCCUCAUCACUCCGGGAGGCUUCUCGUCGGUUCCGGCGGGAAUGGAGACCCCCGAGCUCAUCGAGUUGAGGAAGAAGAAGAUCGAGGAGGCGAUGGACGGAAGCGAGACGCCCCAGCUGUUCACCGUGCUGCCAGAGAAGAGAACGGCCACUGUCGGGGGAGCCAUGAUGGGAUCCACCCACAUUUAUGACAUGUCCACGGUUAUGAGCCGGAAGGGGCCAGCUCCCGAGCUGCAAGGGGUGGAAGUGGCCCUGGCCCCGGAGGAAUUGGAGUUGGACCCCAUGGCCAUGACCCAGAAGUACGAGGAGCACGUGCGGGAGCAGCAGGCCCAGGUGGAGAAGGAAGACUUCAGUGACAUGGUGGCCGAGCAUGCGGCCAAACAGAAGCAAAAGAAGCGGAAAGCUCAGCCCCAGGAUAGCCGUGGGGGCAGCAAGAAGUACAAGGAAUUCAAAUUUUAGGUGUCCCUCGCGCACUCGGCCCUCCGUGAGGCCCUGCGCCUGCCUGCCUGGGCUGCACACGAGGGUCCCCAAGAGCCUGCUCUCCCCACUGUUCCCAUUCCCAAGGAGUUGUCGUUUCGUGUUCUUAUUUCAGAUCUGUUUUG
Messenger RNA from Sorex fumeus (smoky shrew), 2816 nucleotides. RefSeq names its product splicing factor 3b subunit 2 (gene SF3B2). The transcript has 21 exons. Gene Ontology annotation, biological process: mRNA splicing, via spliceosome. Gene Ontology annotation, cellular component: U2-type spliceosomal complex; catalytic step 2 spliceosome; nucleus. NCBI's taxonomy places the organism in Eukaryota, Metazoa, Chordata, Mammalia, Eulipotyphla, Soricidae. The coding region runs from base 37 to 2673 and encodes 878 amino acids. The record is from RefSeq and is a predicted model, not a curated record.